Schistocerca gregaria is the source of this 1171-nucleotide messenger RNA. Its product is annotated as trypsin-like. NCBI's taxonomy places the organism in Eukaryota, Metazoa, Arthropoda, Insecta, Orthoptera, Acrididae. The transcript is spliced from 7 exons. Gene Ontology annotation, biological process: proteolysis. Gene Ontology annotation, molecular function: serine-type endopeptidase activity. Bases 15 to 830 code for a protein of 271 amino acids. The record is from RefSeq and is a predicted model, not a curated record.
GGAAGUGGUUUGAAAUGGACGGCUUAUUCUGUAUCACAGCAAUGCUGCGAAUUUUGCUUAUCCUUCUAUGCUGUUCGGUGUACUGUGAAGAUAGCCGAGAAUACUGCCAAGACCGAGUUGAGAAGUGUGAAUGCGAUGUAACUGGUAACAUACCGCCAACCAAGAACAGCUUCCCAUAUGUGGUAUCCCUGCAAUGGAAAACCAGUGAAUCGAACAAUCACCUUUGUAGCGGCACACUUAUCACUGCACAAAAAGUUCUGACUGCAGGCCGUUGUGCUAUAAAGUCGGAUGAGGGCAUGUAUUGGGCUGUCGCCGGGGAAUACGAUCUGACGGUCGUCGAAGGAACAGAACAGAGGCGACGAGUAGUAGAGCAGAUUGUGCAUCAGAACUACUAUACAGUGCAUGGCGUCCAUCACAACGAUGUGGCAGUAUUCCUGGUGUACUCUCCUUUUUUGCUCACUGAAUAUGUGCAGACAGUCAGUGUUGCCCAGGAGCCUCUCCCAGGUAAAGAGAUGCUCACCGUGGCUGGAUGGGGCUCCGUGAGGGACGAUCCAUCGCCGCACCUGCCAGUGCUACAUUACGUCAAUAGGAACACCCAGGCGUCGGACUUCUGCAGUGACGUCAUCGGGGAGCCCAUUGACAACUUAACAGUUUGUACCUUAUCUGUUCUCGAAGGCCCUUGUUUGGGAGAUUCGGGCUCUGGUGCAGUACAUAACGGCGUUGUGUAUGGCGUCGUCUCGUGGAUAUACCUCAAGUGCAACCCGCAUGGUGGCUAUAGCAUGGUCAUGAGUGUCUAUGGCUACAGAGAUUUCAUUGAAAAUUACGAGUAACUAAUUGUUUUCAAGUUAAAAAAAUAAAACGUUAAAAGUGAUAGCAUCACUUUUUUCCAACGAAUUUCAUUUGUCAUCAGACUACCUUUGUAUUGCAUCCUAAAGUAAGAAAUUUCACAUAUGUUCAUAACUAACGUAUACAUGUGCCAUGUUGGCUCAGUGGCUGAAGCUAGUUUUUAAAUUUUAAAGAGAGAAGUAUUAUAGUUCUAAAGAAGGAAGAAGGAAAAGGUUUAAAUUUACUUUUUCAUGCCGACGAAAUUUAAUUUUAAGAUGAAGAUUUUAUUUUGUGAUAGAUAACAAUUCUGCUUUCCAUCUUUGAUUCAGGAAUAAAGAAAUUUCGU